Molecule: messenger RNA, 1496 nt
Organism: Styela clava
Lineage: Eukaryota; Metazoa; Chordata; Ascidiacea; Stolidobranchia; Styelidae
Product: choline/ethanolamine transporter flvcr2b-like
Biological process (GO): transmembrane transport; heme export
Cellular component (GO): membrane
Molecular function (GO): heme binding; heme transmembrane transporter activity
Source: RefSeq, a predicted model, not a curated record
ACAGGUUUACUUAAACAGGGUCAUAGAAACCGCAGUAUAUGGAAAUUAUACGUGUUUUCGAAAGUUCUCUCACGCGCUGAUCGAUAUAAAUUGUCUUUUAAAAAAGAAGAUUUCAACGUCCAGCAUUUUUCGUCUUACUAACAGGUGCUCAGAAACAUUUAAGAAUUGCGUGAAUAGCCUAUUUCCUUCCGGUAAUAACAAUUUUGGAAGCCAACGUAUUCGUUGGAAAAAUGAACACUUGUGCCAAACUGCUCUCACAUUCGGCUGUUGAGCAGUACGGGGAACGUUGAAGUCUUGCGAUGCACCACGAGGUAAUUGAAACAGCGAAACUUUUAGAGAGUAAUGAAACUAAGCUGUAUGGAGUCAGAUGGUUGGUGGCAUGUUUACUAUUUUUGAGUGGAUUCUUGAUCAUGUUUGCAUGGCAUUUCUUCGGAGUUAUCAACGAAGCAUUGUCCCAACACUUCGAGGUGUCUCACCAAACCAUAGAUUGGCUAACCAUAUGUGCCGCACUUGGACAAUUCAUAGGGGGGCCAGUUAUUGGCUAUCUAUUCACUCAUAAGCCAACUGCCAUAAAAAUAUGGUAUAUUGUCACAAUUAGUCUUCAGGCAAUAGCCUUCACCAUUUUUGCUACGGUGAUAUAUGUCGGAAAGUAUCUUUUUAUUUGCAUGAUAGCAGAGGUUGCAGUUGGUUUUGCAUGCGUUGUGUACUUUGCCUUAAUCCCAGUGACUGCAACAGUUUGGUUUGGAGAAAGAGAGCAAGCAACCGUCUUGGGUAUCGGUUGGUUUGCCAUGAUGGCCGCAGUGGUCGCGGCUUCAAUAUUGCCAAGCAUACUAUUUGCUGGAAUUACUGACUUAUCAGUAAAAAUGCUUUAUGUGGCACUAUGCCUCUACGCCAUGUCCACACUAGCAAUAAUUACUUUAUUCAUUUUGUGCUUGUUUAUACCAAAUUCGCCAAAAGUUCCACCAUCGCAUGCUGAAAUACAAAGACUAACGACAGCAAGAGAAGCCGAGCAAAAAAGCUACAAAUCAACACUACUACGAUUUGCGAAGGAAUCAAAGUAUAUCGCGACGGAACGAACAAGUUUGACGCUCGUUCUGAUGUUUACCAUCAUCGAUACAGUUUUUGUUUGUGAAUAUAUGCUUGUACCAGCAAACGAAUCAGAGUUAGAAUUGAGUAACAGCACCCUGUUGUCUGACGACGCCGCCGCCGACAUAUCCGAGAUGUUGAAGCAACAUGUUUACCCCACGGUACAAGAAUCUACCCAGGGAAUUUUCAUUUCGUUGGUAGGAAGUGUUUUUUGUGUAUUGCUCCCUAUUGUCAUUCGUGCAGCAAUGACGAAUUUUGGAAAAGUUCAAUUCUACGUAAUUGUUCUGAUCCUUUUUGUCAUUGUACAAAUACUUACUCUCAGCAUCAAACCGGAGAUGAAAAGAUUUGAAUAUGAGAGCGAAGCCGUCAAUGACAAUGCACCUCUUAAAGAAGUGGGAAAAUGAUAAAAA